CGCGCUGCUGUCGGUUUCCGUGGAGACGGCGAGGCCGGGCCUGGCUGCGUCCAUGGAGCCAGGUCUCGUCGGCCCCGGGCCCUACCGCGCCACCCGGCUGUGGAAUGAGAUAAUAGAACUUUUUCGUGCUGGGAUGCCUUUACGAAAGCAUCGAUGUCGCUUCAAAAGCUACGAGCGUUGCUUUAAAGCCUCGGAGGCAGUGGACUGUUUACAUGAAUUGCUUGGCUCUAAUCAAAACUUUGGCCCAGAAGUGACUCGCAAUCAAACGGUUAAGCUGCUUAGAAAAUUCCUAAAAAAUCACGUUAUUGAAGAUAUUAAAGGAAGAUGGGGCAAAGAGGAUUUUCAAGAUGAUGGCCAUUUAUAUAGUCAUGACUUUCCUGAGCUGCAGGCUGUGAGAAGCUGCAGGCUGUGGAAGUUGGUUGGAUUUCCUCCUUCCUCACCGCUGAAGCCAUAUCCAAAAAAACCUUCAUGUGGAAAGGAAGUAAUUAAAUUUCCAGACUGGAAUGAACCGAAGACUGGUAGUUCUCAAGAACACAUCCCAGUGAAAUCAAUCGCAAUGAACUCUGAGAUGUGGUACAAGCGACACAGUAUAGCUAUAGGGGAAGUACCAGCAUGCAAACUCGUGUUCCGCAGAGAGCUAACACAAACAAACAUAGAAGAGAUAUGGAAAUCCAUGACUUUGUCACGAUUACAAAAGGUCUUGGGUUUGGAUUCUCUGGAUGAAGUAUUAGACACAAAACUUGUGAAUUCAAAGCAUAUAGUCCAAAAUGUGUACAAUGUCAAUAAGCAAGGCAUUGUCACUUUAGAAGACAAAUCAAAGGAACUACCUCACUGGAUAUUAUCAGCAAUGAAAUGUCUAGCAAAUUGGCCUAGCUGCUCAGAUUUGAAACAGCCUACGUACUCAGGAUUUGAAAGAGAUGUCUUCAAAACUAUAGUGGACUACUUUGGCCAGAUGAAAGAACCACUUCUCACAUUUCAUUUUUUUGAUAUUUUUGUUAGUGUGUUAGGUCUGCUGCAAAAACACAGCAAGGCCGUAGAAGCUCUUCAGAUAUCUUGUCUCCUGCUGCCACCAGAAAAUCGGAAAAGACUACAGCUAUUGGUGAGGAUGAUGGCAAGAAUUAGCUUUAACAAGGAUUUGCCACCUCUUUCUGAAUCAGUGAGGACCAGAACCUUGAUGGUUCAGGCAUUCUCCCGUUGUAUUCUCUGCUCGAAGGAUGAAAUGGACUUGGACGAACUGCUUGCUGCUAAACUAGUAUCUUUUCUCAUGGACAACCAUCAAGAGAUCUUAAGUGCUCCUUCCAACUUAAAAUCUUCUAUAGAGGAACAUGUUGUACAUCUCCAGAGAGUCCAAAUAAAAUAUGCUGGAGCUGAUACUGAUGCAACUUUUCCUCCUCCAUCAUUUUGUCACCAAAUCAGUACAGAUGAAUUUGAAUACCAAAGGGCAACUGGCUCUCAAGAGCCACUGGCAGCUUUAUUGGAAGAAAUUGCAACAAAUAAAGAAAUAUCUGUGAAAGAUAAAAAGAAGAAGCUCAAGCAAUUUCAGAAAUCUUACCCUGAAGUGUAUAAAGUACGAUUUCCUACCCCUGAAACUGAAGCGGUACUAUUUCCGGAAAAAAACAAACAGAAGCCACCUGUACUGAUGUGGGCCUUAAAAAAGCCUUUUCAACCAUUUCACAGAACCAGAAGCUUUAGGAUGUAAAUGGUUUGAAGAAUAUCAGUGAACUGAGUCAGAGCGUAUCGUCAACGGAUCUUAUGCAAGAGGAGCCUGAGCAGCAUGUAGUUACUCAAAAAAACUACUGGAGAUACUGCUGAAAUGGUAGAAAAGGUCAAAAGAAAAGGAAAACAUUGAGGUCAUAGAAAUGUGAGCCAUUGUCAGUAUUUUUGUAAAUAAUUAUUUUUUGUAAAGGUCAGUUAUUAAAAAAAAAACAAACAAAAAAACCCAACAACAAAAAAACACACCAAAAAAACAAACUCAAGGGGAUUAAUCUACAUUGGGGAUACUGUACACUUGCUGUAGCUUGAUUUGACCAUCAUUUCAAGGUCUAAAUGUAUUUGUGUGUAAUGUAUUGUUGUAACUAGAACAGCUCUCUUUUUCACUUGAAAAUGAGUCUCUUGUGUAAACUGGGCUGUUUUUCACAUAUAGCUUGAGGAAUUAAUUUGCUGUAAAUGCUUGAAUAAGUACGAAGCACUGGAUUUUGUUUUUCUGUUGCACACUUUAGUGCUCUCGGUAUGUAAGAUUUAUUUUGGAAAACUAAAAAAUUCUUUCUUAAUUUUCUGAUGCAUAGAAUGCAUUACAGCUUGAGUCAAGUCCUUUCGAAAUUCCAUUAACUUCUGUAGUGCUGACCAAUUCUUUUAAGCAACCCAGUCUUUUAAGCCUUUUCCCAUAUACUCUUACUAAGUAUUGUCAUAUAAAAUUGGAUGCUUGACACUAGAACAUAGUUUAUUAGAAAAAUCUGAAACCUUGUAUUUCCUCUGGAAAUGAAAUUCAAAUAUUCAAGUGACAUUGAAGCAUAUGUGCCUUUAAUAAUUUAAUUUGUUUUGCAUUACGAAAUCUACUAUACCUAUAACUUGACUGGGCAUAUAACAUACUUGAUUCUGACAGCACCUUUGAGCUAUUAAAGCAUUACCAUUUUCCGAUGUUUACUCAGCGUGGUGAUUUCAUGUCAUCCAUUAGCGAUUUUAAGAGCAGCAUUUCAUACCUUAUUGAAUGUCAGGGUAGUCUAUGCAGGAGAGAAGGCAGCUGACAUCUCAACAGAUUUGUCUGACAUUUUAGUAAGCAACAUGGUGACUACCCUGUAAUGCAACAUUGACAGUAUUUUCACUUUGCUAACCUCCUAACCAGCCAAUAAGCUUUAAGAUGUACAUCAACAGGAUGUUGGUAUAAUAGAUUGGAGUAUUUGUUGGGCAAUGUGAUUUUGAAUAGUAUCUGUUAUCUGUUUUCACUUAUCAAUUAUACUUAGACUUUGUAUCAAUAAUAUUUUUCUUAAGCAAAAUUGAUACAAAAUGAUACACUUUUCAAAUAAUAAGACAGUAUUAAAAUUAAUAUUAAAAGUA
Molecule: messenger RNA, 3054 nt
Organism: Calidris pugnax (ruff)
Lineage: Eukaryota; Metazoa; Chordata; Aves; Charadriiformes; Scolopacidae
Gene: DEPDC1B
Product: DEP domain containing 1B
Exons: 12
Coding region: 53-1699 (548 amino acids)
Biological process (GO): positive regulation of Wnt signaling pathway; intracellular signal transduction
Source: RefSeq, a predicted model, not a curated record